Messenger RNA from Camelus dromedarius (Arabian camel), 12804 nucleotides. It is a transcript of the gene PBLD, whose product is annotated as phenazine biosynthesis like protein domain containing. NCBI's taxonomy places the organism in Eukaryota, Metazoa, Chordata, Mammalia, Artiodactyla, Camelidae. The transcript has 12 exons. The coding region runs from base 3376 to 4242 and encodes 288 amino acids. Gene Ontology annotation, molecular function: isomerase activity. Gene Ontology annotation, cellular component: cytoplasm. The record is from RefSeq and is a predicted model, not a curated record. Gene Ontology annotation, biological process: biosynthetic process.
UCUUUUCGAAGUUCCAAAUCUGGAAUAUAAGGGCCGGCUAAGCGUCCUUUAUUCCUCCCCGCAGACUUUCGUUUAUCUAGCUGCCCUAGAGACCAGAAAGCUAGGGGAGAGUACGCCCCUUCCCCCCUCCCCGUCCAGCAGCCGAGACUGGCUUAAAAACCUUCGCCACCGGGCGGCGGAAUUACAAAGGAGGCCGCCUGCCUCCUUUGUCCUGGAUUUGGGAGUUCAGCGCCUUCGUCGCCAUUGGCUUUCCUCCCCCAGCUCCAGCCUCUCUCAUCUUGGGAAUCUGCGUCAGAAGUCACUCGCAGUCCCGCCAGCCCAGGUAGCCCAGCCGAGACUGCGGAGGAAGGGAGGCCGCGGUGGGAGACCAGGACCAUCCGGCGCCAUUUCCAUCGGGAGCGCGCCCGACGGCCCAGAUCCUCCCCCAACCCAAGUGCCCAGCCUUUCCCUGGUCGCUUCCUUCCCCACCCUCAUCCCUUCCACGGCGCUUCAACCAACCCCCCAUCUUCUGAAUCAGUUUUUGGAAGCUGAAGGGCAAAAAGUAGCAAGAGAGGAGAAGGGCGGGAAGCCGAGGUGGCCGCGCUACCGUACCCAAAAUGGCGGAGGCCAAACCAGAAGGGAAAAGAGGGGAAGUGCUGGAUACUCCCACUUCGGGCCUCGGCUUCGUCCUCUGAAUUCCACCUGAGGGGUGCUUCCAAGUAUUACAAAAAGUAUACUUUACGAGAAAGGCAAACUGCCACAUGCAGCGCCUCCUUUGGAUGUGUCUGGAGUCUUGGAAACUUGACUACCCUACGUACUCCUACAAAUGGACCUUGAGAGCUUGUUUGGCGGUUCUAGCAGGGGAACGCAGCUACUCGUAUACCCUUUGAGUAUUCACAUUUUCAAAGAACUGGCAUUUAUUAAUGAGUAGCCAUGUUUUGAGGCAGUAGUCAUAAGCAAAAGUUAAGUGGGUUAUUUUAUACUAAUGGCUACAGAAUAACAGGAAUCAACUUUCUGUUGUCUGUAGCCACAGGAGACUGUAAACAAACUAAGACUGUUACAGAGGGACAAAUAAGCAUCUGUAUUCCCAGACACACCCAUGCUCAGUUUUAAUGACUAAGCUAUUUAAACAAGGGAGGUUUAUGAUUUCCCUACAUUUACAUGGUAAAUGGAAAUAAGGUUAGAAUUCAGAGAAGUGUCUAGGUGUUCUCAAAAACUAACCUGAUGGACCUCUGGGGAAGGUUGGUGGGACAGGGAAUUGCCAAAUGGGAUUUUAGAUUUUAUUGUACUCUUAUUGUUUAUAAAAAGAUUAUAUUCAGCCUGGCUUCUGUGACCUAGAGUGGGAGAAAGUCCUGCUGGUGGGCAACAGUGUCAGGCAUCCCCAGGCGGCUCUGGCCUGGUGGUCCAUUAAAAAAAAAAUUAUGUUCAUAUACUAAUCUGAUGAUUAAAAACUAACCUUAAAAAGAGAUAUGAAUAGUUGAGAAAUCAUAUAAAUUUAGAUUUAUGAGCUUGUACGCCCUCUGGGGUUAACUGAUUUAAACAGCAUACUUGCUUGGCAUUAUUGAGGGGCAUAUAAAGCCACUAUAGGGGUCAAGAUGGUAUGUGAAACUAGAGAGAGAGAAUUUAAAUUACUUGUUUCCUUUGUAAAACACCCUGCGGGAUAGCUGCAGAGCCCUGCCUGAGAGCUGCACCUCAGGAGCAGCCAUUAGAUUGACCAGGAUGCCAAAAUGUGUGCAAGCCCACUUACUGGGUAUAGAAAGGCAAGUUCUUCAAACUUUACCUGCCUCAAAUUUUCUCUCAGCAAUUCAGGCGGGGGAGAUUAAGGCUGCCUUUUCCUUAUAGAAAUAAAAAUUAGUUUUAAGGACAGAGAAAGAGAAAAAAAGAUCUUCAAAAAUAAAUUCUAGGUUAAAUCCUCAGGGUAGAGAAGUAUGGCUCAUUUAUGAGCCUCUCCCCUCUUCCUGGGUGCCUAGCAUUGGAGUCUGCCUGACACACAGUAGCUGUUGAACUGAACUUUAGAUUUCCCAGCCCACAAAGAUGAAGACCAAAUCAUGAACACUGGCUCCAGCAAGUCUUUAUAUAGCCUUAUCCCCACCCUCUCCUAUCCUCUUCCCCCAUCUAUUUCCAUAUCCAGUUGUUUGCCCUGGAAUUAAUCUGCCCAAGAUGCCUGUUCCCACCUUCUGGAACUGUCAGAUAAUUUCGUGUGUGUUUUUGUACCCAUUCAAAUGUCACCUCUCUGGUGCUCCUUCUCACUAUCUCCUGGGCAGUUAUUUCUCUCUCAUUGUGUUCCUUAGCAUUUUAUCUACUAUUUUUUUCUUUCAUAUUGUAUAAUUUUUACAUCAGUCUCCUCACUGGCUGAGAAUUUCUUGACAGCUAGUGAAUUGUUCAUCACUUUAUCCCCCAAAAUCUAGCAUGUGCCUGGGAUUGAGGAAAUAACACAGUAGUUUUUGAAAAUUAAAUUCUUAAUAUGUUAAUGUGAACCCUACCUUAAGCAUAAUCUGUCACCAUAGAAUACAAACAGGGAUAGUAAUUGAUUAAGUGAGUAAAAAAUACUUCCCUUUUCUACCUUUUGACCAAGAAUAAAAAUAAAAAUGAUAAAAUACACUUUAGAUAUUUUGUAUAUAUUUAUGGUGUUAGAAACUUCAUCCUCUUUUUGUAGUGAUUCUCUAAGUGCAGCAUCAGCAUCACCUGGGAAUUUGCUAGGAAUGUAAAUUUUUGGGCCCCACCUCAGACUUAUGAAAUCAGAAAUUCUGGGCAUGGAGUAAAGCAAUCCGUGUGUUAACAAGUCCCCACAGGUGAUUCUGAUGCAUGCUAAAAUCUGAGAACCACUGUUGUAGAACAAAAAUGCUUAAGAAACUUCCACACUUGACAAAGAACUCUUUUUACUUAAUCAGAAAUAAAUCUUGUUUUGUUUUCAUACAUAAGAUAAUACAGUUAUUUAGUCUUUCUUGUACCUGGGUCCUUUGUAUUAAAAGUUCUAACUAAGAAAUUAUUAAACUCUGAGUUUUCAUUUCAAAAAUAGUCUGAAGUUUUUUAAUGCUGAAGACAAAAUUUCUCUUAUGCAGUGAUAGUUUACAAUUUCAUAGAACUAAGAUUUUAGUUCCUUAAGUAAGAGCGCCUCAAAUUCUGGUCCGAAGGCAUAACGUUAAGAAUGUGGACUCUGGAGUUAGACUAUUUGGGGUCAAAUUUGGGCCUUGCCUACGUGUGUGACCUUGGGCAAUUACUUAAAAUUUCUGAGCCUCUGUUUAUUCAUCUGUAAAAUGGAGAUGGAAAUUAUAAUAAGUAUCUAUUUCGUGCAGGUGCUUUGAGGAUGAAUUGUUCACAGAACAAUGUCUAACACGUAAUAAGUGCUCACAGAAUUGAGGCAGACUGCUGGCAUUUUGAGAGCUUGCAAGGAAAAUGAAGCUCCCUAUUUUCAUAGCAGAUGCAUUCACGGCAAAAGCCUUUCGUGGGAAUCCUGCUGCUGUUUGCCUCCUAGAAAAUAAAUUGGAUGAAGACAUGCAUCAAAAAAUUGCAAGGGAAAUGAACCUUUCUGAAACUGCUUUCAUCCGAAAACUACACCCAACUGACAACUUUACACAAAGUUCCUGCUUUGGAUUAAGGUGGUUUACACCAGCGAGUGAGGUUCCUCUCUGUGGCCAUGCUACCCUGGCUUCUGCAGCUGUGCUCUUUCACAAAAUGAAAAACGCGAAUAGCACUAUAACCUUUGUCACUCUGAGUGGGGAACUAAAGGCCAGAAGAGCAGAGGAUGGUAUCGUCUUGGACCUGCCUCUUUAUCCAGCUCAUCCCCAGGACUUCCUUGAAGUGGAGGACUUGAUAAAGACUGCCAUAGGUGACACCUUGGUUCAGGACAUCCGCUAUUCUCCAGAUACCCGGAAGCUCCUUGUCCGGCUCAGUGAUACUUAUAACAGGUCAUUUCUGGAGAGCCUGAAAGUGAACACACAGAAUCUGCCGCAAGUGGAAAACACAGGGAAGGUGAAAGGACUCAUUCUCACCCUCAAGGGAGAGCAUGGUGGGCAGACCCAAGAGUUUGACUUUUACUCCAGAUACUUCGCGCCGUGGGUUGGUGUGGCUGAAGACCCCGUAACAGGGUCUGCACACACUGUUCUCAGCAGCUACUGGUCCCAGCAGCUGGGGAAGAAAGACAUGCACGCCUUUCAGUGUUCCCACCGAGGAGGAGAACUGAAGAUUUCACUGCGUCCUGAUGGACGAGUUGACAUUGAGGGGGGUGCUGCUCUUGUGUUGGAAGGCACGCUGACAGCCUAGAGAUGCUUGUGCUGAGAUGCCUCUGUCUUGAAUCACUAAGUAUUUUCUGCAUGAAAGGAAAUGUUAGGGGCUGCCUUGAGCAAGCCUACAAGAUAGUCCACUUAAUCCUCCUGUUAGAAAUAGAACAAUGAAGAUUUAUUCAUGGAUAUUUAAUAGUGCUUCCUGACUAAUUAACUAAUGGAGUUCUGGCUCUACCUGUGAGUGUAUUGGAAAUGUAAGUAACCAGUAACAAAGAAUAACAUUGUCAUCUCUGAUUAUGACUACCAGGCACAGAGUGAGGAACAAAUUUAUGAGGAGUAAGAUCAAGCCAUUUAAAACUUAGGUAUAAGUACCUGAUAGAAUAUUUUGCACCAUUAAAAAGACCCAAUAACUGUGGAAAUGUACAAAGAACUUUCAUGAUAUAAUACUAAGAAAGAAAAUUACAGUAGACUAUAAAAUGUUAGCAAUGUUAUGCUAUGUCUAUGGAGAAUACAAAUUUACAAGGACAAGGAUGGAUCAUGAAGAUAGAAAAGUGAGAAGUUUUUAUGUGGGGGUUAAGAUUGGGAGUAAUUUUAAUGUAUCUUAAAUUAUUUCCUUUAUUGGAACACAUUCAUGUUCAAUAACUAAAAAUCAGGAUAUAUAACUAAAUGACUAAAAAGCCCAGAAAUUUUUUUAAAAAGGUGUGUGACUUUCAGUGGUAAAAUUAAACACAUAUCUUUAUCUUGAUAUAUAGCUUUAGGGCUAUAACUUGAAAGGGAUUCUUCUCUUACCUUAGUAAAAUGGGUUUUAACAUAACAUUAAAUUCAAUUAAAUCUAUAAUAUUGAAUACUCAUAGUUGAUCUUGGGAUGGGGACUUUUCCAAGUCAUUAAGAGUGUUUAAAGUGAUCUCACUGAUGGCAAUUCUCAGCCAUCUCAAAAAACUGCAAGCUAAUCAGUUAGAAAUUCCUGUAAUGUCCUAAUUUUUUUUCACCUUCAUGCUACCAUGUGUUCUGUUUUUAUUUAGUUUUGCUAAGGCAUAUGAGAGUUAACUUACUAUAGCAGUAAUCUUGUGUUUCUCCUAGUUUGCAAGGAAGUAAUUCACCAUCUUUGUGCUUUACCUUAAUGAGUAACCAGGACCUGCCACACACCUCGCAGCUCAUCACAACUCAGGAGGGUUACUACACCAGGGUGAGACUCACUUGAGGGUUUUCACAAAGUGUAAGAUUUUCCCAACCUGGAACUGAAUUGUAUGAAUGAUUUUAUACAAAUGCAUAGUUGAAAGGUUCUGAAUUUUUAUCUCUCAAAUGUAUGCUAAAUUCUUAACAGAUAUUUUUGGAGGAAGCAAGUCCCUGAGAUGAUUCUGAAUUCUUCUGUGCAUGAAAGUUGCCAUAUGAAGCAUCUGAAUUUUCAUCCUAUUUUCAGACCCUAUGUUCACUUUUUUUUUAAAUCUUGGGCAGUGGUAUCAUUUAUUAUAAUACUUUUUUGUUUUUUUGGUUCUUGAUUGAAGUAUAGUCAGUUACAGUGUGUCAGUUUCUGGUGUAUAGCACAAUGUCCCAGUCAAGCAUAUACAUGCAUAUAUUCGUUUUCAUAUUCUUUGUUCACUUUUGUAAGUGACUUUAAAAAAAUUAUCCAUUUAGCAAUGGACAGUUGAGUCAGAAUAGUCAGGGCAACUGAUUAUAUUUACUGUGUUUGCUCGGUCAGCCUGCUGAAGAUUGAUCUAGUGGCCAUGGUGGGCACAGUGCUCCAGAAGUGACAGUCAGGGAAGCAGGAGUGGGGGUAGGACAGGCAUACCCGACGAGAUAAAUAAGAAGAAAUGAAAUGACAUCUUUGGGUAGCAGGAAAAAGAGCCUCUAGAAUUAGCAUGCUGUAUAGAGUGAGUUUUCUGCUGAUAUGAGUAGGGCAGGUUUGAGGGUGCUUUAAAAACUCUAAUUCCAGCUAGAUUUUCCACUGCCUCUUCUGCUUCUGCCCACCUCUUGCCCACCUGAUCUUACUAAAGUGGACAUAGGGGGAUGUCAAGGGGGGAUUAUUAGAGGUGUAUCCCAACACUCAAAUAUAGUGUUGCUGUUGAUUGAAAAAAGUGCUCCUAGCUAACAUCAGCAUCCCCUGGUGUAUUGAGUUAGACUGGGUUAUGCUAAUGUUUGACAUAUCCACAAAAUCACAGUGGCUUAAUAUAACAAGCUUUUAUUUGUACUUGUACUAGUUGUCUCAUACCAGUCAGGAGGAGGGUCUCUGUUCCUCAUGAUCAUGUAGGCGCCCAAGCUGAUUUUGUGUUGUGCCAUCUCAACAUGUGGCCUCCAUGGUUACUGUGGCAGGAAGAAAGAGUGUGUGGAAAUUUCACUAUGUUUUGUCUCAGAAGUUAUAGGUGUCAGUUCUACUCACAGCUGGAACUGGUCAUAUAACCUCACUUAAUAGCAAGGGAGCUGAGAAAUAUGGAGGAGCUCAUGGAUAUAUUCUGUAUACUGUAAAUAUUGCUGCCACACCUGGGGAAGAUUUUUAGGCUCCUCAGAUGGUUCCCCCUAGGAUAGUAUCGCUUGUGUAAAUUCAUCACAGUCCAGGGGCUCAGAAGUCUAUUAUGUAAAUUUAGAGCGAAUCUCUCUCAGGUGCAGAUUCACAUUAACCUAACACAUAGAGACUGAUGUGUAAAGCUAGAGUACUAUUUUAAAAUUUUACAACGAGAAAUGUAAGCUUGGAAUGAGUUAAAUCAGAGCGUUUUCUCCCCAUUUGCAUAUCUGUUUGGAAAGCCAAAUUAUAGUCAGAAAGCAGCGUGGUGUCUACAAAGAUGAAACAAGGAGAGUUAGCAAAACAAACCAAAAUGGCAGAUGGUCAUCAAGCCACUUUGAUAAGCCUCUCCACUUUAACCAUGCAUUGGGAUCCCAUUAUAUCACAUUUAAUUUACUUGAAUUUGACUAUACGUGUCCAGGGCAGGGCCAAAUGUGAUUUUAGUGUUUAAAUAUACUUCUUUUUAGAACAACCAUAGUCCCUAAUUCAAACCAACAACUUCUAGCACUCAACGAAACAAUGAUGUGUUCCAGCACUGGAGGAAAAACUGGCAGCAGUGGGCUUGUGUAUCUGCCUACUGUAUGUUGUAGGGUCUUUACAGAAUUUCCAAGGAUUAUUUUGGCAACACUUGAUGUUUGCCUUGUGAACAUGCCCCUAACAUAGCCUUCCAUGAUCCCCACCUUCUGCUGUUCAGACCCUUUCCCACAUUGCACCAGGGUUGGUCUGUGUGACCCAUAGAAUAUUCAGAAGUGAGAGUAUGUCACUUUUGAGAUUAAGGUAUAAAAGAUCACAUCUUCUGUUUUGGUCCAUUUUUGUGUCGGUCUGUCUGUUUCUUUCUCUUUCCCUCCCUCUCUCUCUCUCUCUCUCUCUCUCCCCUUCUCUCUCAUCACCUGCUCUAUGGGAAACCAGCUGCCCUUUGUGAGCAGCCUUAAGGAGAGGCCCAUGGAGCAAGGAACGGAGAGGCCCAUGGAGCAAGGAACUGAGGCCUUUGAUCAACAGCCACGUGAAUGAGCUUGGAAGCAUCUCCUCUAGGCUCAGGUGUCUGCAGUCCUGCUGAUUCCUUGCCUGCUGCCUUGUGAGGCCCUGAGCCAGAGGACCCAGCUAACCUGUGCCAGAUUCCUGACCCACCGAAACUCAGAUAAUGUUUAUUGGUUUAAGUUGUGAGGUAAUUAACUUUGCAGCAAUAGAUAACUAAUAUACAUGCUGUCUUUUUAUUUUUAAUUAUAUUAUGGAAAUUUCAAACAUAUGCAAAAGUAAAGAGAAUAGUUAUGAGCUCCCAUGAACCAAUCACCCAUAUUCAACCAUUUUUAACUCAUGGCCAAUUAUUUAUACCUCUACCCACUCUCCCUCCCCUCUGGAUUAUACUGAAGCAGAUCCCAGAAUCAUAUACUUUCAUUGGCAAAUGUUUCAAUAUUUAGCUCUAAAAUAUAAGGGCUCUUAAAAAAAGUAACCACAAUACCAAUAUAACAUCUAUGUGAUAUUGUCUAUGGUAGGACAGACUCUUAAUGUCACUGCAUGAUUCCCGCCUUCUUGUGUUCAUGCUCUUGUGUAAUCACCUCCCAUUGAAGGUGACUUCCUUCUAACCAAUGAAUUAGGACGAAGGUGAUGGGUUAUAUGUGAUUACAUGUAUAUGAUCACAAGAUUAUGUUACAUAAGACUGUAGCAUUAAUCUUGCCGGAGUCUCUCUCCCUUGUUGGCUCAGAGGAAGUGAGGUACCAUGUCGGGGAAUUCUAAAAAUCACUUCCAGUAGCCUCUAGAAGCCAAGGGCAGCCUCUUGCCAAGAGCCAGCGCGAAAAGGAGGCCCUCAGUCCUGCAAUAACAAGGAACUAAAUUCUGCCAACAACCCAAGUGAGCUUGGAAGCAGAUCUUUCCCCUCAGUUGAGUGUUUGUGUGAGAUGGAGACCCCAGCCCUGCCUCAUAUCUUGAUUGCAGCCUUGUGAAGGACCCAGCUAAGCCACACCUGGACUCCCGACCCACAGAGACUGUGAAAUAACAACUGUUUUAAGCUGCUAGGUUUAUGGUAAUUGGUAUGCGGCAAAGGAAAACUAUUACAACAUUAAAAAAUUAGAAAUAAUUACUGAAUACUAUUGAGUAUCCAGGUAAUAUUUCUAUUUUCCUGAUUGCCUGAUAAAAUUUUUUAUAGUAUUUUUGUAAGAACUAACUUUAGCCUGCCUUUGAGUGAGAGUCUCUUGUACAUAACCUGCCUCAAAGCACAGCUCAGCCUCUCUCCCAGAUCCAGCCUACCUGGGCCCUGAAUGCUUGCCUCCCUGAGCAGCCUUACCCAGGGCCUCCAUUGCCGGCCAGCCCUGUAUUUUCACUUCGAUCAGCUUAUAGUCAAGCAGUUCUGUUCCACUGAUGUCGUCAGACAUUGCCAAAUACUCCUGAGGUGGGGCAGAGGCAAGAUCCAUCACCCUGGCUGAGAACCUCUACUGUAAGUUGCCCUUAUUUUUCUCUUUUCUGAUUUUAUUAUUAUUUUUUAAUGGUUUAACUCUUAGAGGGUAGAUUAUUUGCCUCUUUCCAAGUUCUUUUUGGGGUGGGAAUCCUUCUUGCUAUCGCUCUUAUGUAUUCUGUAAGUUAGGUGCUCAGCUGGGACCUGUAUUCCCAGGCCAGGGGUCAGAUUUGCUGCUCAACAAUCUGACAUUGUUGGUAAAAAAGCGAUUUUCUGUCUCCUGUACAUCAGAUACUAGAAGUGCUAGAAGCUGGCAGGCUGGAGAGCUGGGGGGACAGACGGCAAAGGAGAUUAGAGAGGGAGCUUACAGACCUCUCAAGGGACCCUAACUGGGGAGACCAGGCUCAUCCUUUCAUGAAAAGAUAAUGAGCACUUGCACUGGUCUGUCAUUAAGCACAGACACUGGUGCAAAGGCAGAGUCAGCAGAGUGUUGAAGGACAAGGCUUAGAAGGACUGGGGCAUGAACAAAGCUUCAGAGGUGAAGGCUCAAGUCAUGUCUGUUUGCGUUUUGUCUAGAGUUUCUAUGUCUUGAAAGUAGUUAGGUUCUAUAGGGGCAGAGAGAAAUAAAAGAAAGUAAUUAUUAAACUAACAACGAAACUGGAGAGAGAAUAUGUAAACACAAACACAGAUAAAUAAUACUGAAAGCUGUUCUAACUGUUGUCUUUUUAAACUAUUAAAAUCUAUAGAAAGGACAUAGGAACCAUGGCAAUUGUGAGUCACUCUCAGUGUAUGAGAAAGGAACUGUGGUUCUCUAAGUGCGGUCCCCGGACAAGCAGUAUCUGCACCACCUGGGAGCUUAUUAGGAAUGCAAAUUUUCAGGCCCCAUCCCAGACCACUGAAUCAGAAGCUCUGGAGAUGGGGACCAGAAAUCUGGUUUUUAACAAGCUCUCCAGGUUAUUCUGGUGUACACUUCAGUUUGAGAACCACUGGUGUUCAGCCGUGUUUUCUUCCUUCCUGAGUGACAAUUGCCUGUGUAGCUCAGUAACUUUUAAAUGUGCAUUGUCUCAAAAUCUCCCUGGCCAUGCCAGUGUACUUGCUGUUUAGUGCAGUUUUGGAGGAGCUGGGUUGUUUUUUUUUUUUUGGUUUUUUGUGGUUUUUUUUUUUUUUUUAAUUCCUUUUUAGCUUCUAGUUCUGUUCAGCAUAGAAAAAUUAGCUGUGCUCAGGUGGGAGCUGUUCAGUAAUGUGUUGGUAAUGUACAGAUUAGUUAAUCAGCCAUGAUUUAUUAAUGAUGAAUUAAUUAUACCUGAUUGUGCAGUUCUGCUAGCUAAAUGGAGCUUUAAAGGAGUUAUUUUAUUAAUCAUCAUGGUGCUAAUUGCAGACACUUACAGAAGGAUCACUAAUUAAACAUGCAACCAUAUGCAGAAAAAGUUGUGGACUGCUGAGACCUGCAAGAAUAAGAAACCCUGAUUUUUAGGGGAGCCAAAACAAAUUUUAUUUUAGGCAGUAUUAGGGAGUUGGCUUGGCAAUGUUAAUCAUUCUUUGCAAAUUAAUAUUGUAAUCUUUUCCCUAUGUCAAAAAGUAUAUAACAGUCCAGUGAGGCUCUAGGUAAAGGGAAGAUUGUUCAAUCCUCUUUUCUCUUUUAUACACAUACAAAUGGUCUUUGCUAAGCAGAGACCAUCGAUUGAUGGGAUGGGCCUUACAGAGGAGAAAGUAAAAACCACAAACCAGUCCUCUAUACUAGAGAGCAUGAGGUGAGUCUGAGGUUGUGAACUCUUAGAGACCAGGAACACCCUGUGUAUUGAAUCACAGUGAAAGGAUUCACAGCCUUGUGCUGUUGGAGCAGAGAAAGAAAUGAGACUGUCCAGUCGAAGGGGAAUCAGGUAAACUCAAGGAUAGCUAAAUAAUAGAACAAUUUUUAGCUCAAGAUAGAUUAAAGCUGUUUCCUGACUUUUUGUUGUUAUGAAUAUUUGUUUGGAGUUAUGCAGCAUCCAAACACCAACCUCCAAGUUUGUCCUAGCACCUUAGUUGGGAAGUUCUCAUUGUGAGUAGUCAAGGAGGUAGUGGCCAACUUCCUCCAGGGAAACCAAAGUGGCCCCUCCCUGCACAUCAUGGGACAGGCAUGCUAUUCAGGCUCAGCCAAAUCAGAAACUAUUUCCUGAAAAUUUGGAUCCUGAGCAAGGAAAGCAGUACUGUAGAGGUGACUAGAGGUCCUGGUCCCUGCAGAGGCCACCCCGUAAGGAUCUGGCCAUUGGAGAAGCUGCUCAGGAUAAUGGCUGUAGGGAUAUUUGGUAAUUUUGGUGCAGUAGGUAAUAUGGUCAAGGGUGUAUAGUAUGAGCGUAUCAUAAAUGUGUGAUGAUGAGAAUGGUGAUGACAGACUUCAAGAUUGUCUUGAUUUUGGGUGAGUCCCCCAUCCUGCACAUUACCUAGCCUAUUCAUUGGAUUAGGAUUGAGCAUGUGAUAUAACUCUGGGUAAUGAGAAAUGAAGGUAGAUUCUCAGUUCAGGAAGCCAAGAGAGGAAAAGAACCUGGAGUGGGGUGAACUAGCAUUUGGCACAUAGGUUUACUUAAUCUCCCAACUUUUGAUAUGUAAUUACUCUCUCAUUGGUGCUUAGUACCUCUGAGUCAAGUGGUCUUCUGUUUUAUAUCCUCCAAAGAAAACAUACCAGUUUCUCUCACAGUGGGGAGAGGGAAUUGCUCAAUGUGUGGAAUUGGGCAUAUAUAUAUUGUGUAUUUUAACAUAUGUAUACAAUAUAUAUCUACCAUAUAGAUCAAGGUACAGAAUAUUUCCAGCACCCCAGAAGGUUCCUUUAUUCCCCUUUUCAGUAAAAGCAAACAGACUAAACAAAACAAAAACCAAAAAACAAACAAAAAACCCAAUUCUCUAUCUUCAAUUCCUAAGAGAAUUACAGCUCUGAGAGAUCUAUCACCAUAAAUUUGUUGUCUAUUCUUGAGCUUUUAUAAAUGGAAUCAUACAGUAUGUACUGUUUGGUAUUUGGCUUCAUUCAUUCAAUGUAAUAUUUUUGAGAUUUAUACCUGUUGUUGAGUUCAUUCUUUUUUGCUAUAUAAUAUUCCAUUAUAUAAUUACACUACAAUUUGUUUAUACCAUCUGUAUUUGAUGAUCAUUUGGGGUUGUUUCUAAUUUGGGGCUAUUUGGGAAAGUGGUGUGAACAUUCUGGUACAUGCCUUUUGGUAGACUUAGACACUCAUUUACCUUGGAUAGUAUACCUAGGAGUAUAGUUGCUGAGUAAUAGGUUUAGCAUCUGUUUUAAUAAAUAUUGCUAAAUCAUUUUCUAAUCUAGUUGAAUGAAUUUACAAUUUACACAUUUACCAGUAAUGUGCGAGAGUUGUACUUCACAUCCUUACUAUCCUUGAGGGUGUCAGUCCUUUAAAUUUUAGCCAUUCUUGGGGAGUGCAUUGUGAUAUCUCAUUGUGGUUUUAAAUUACAUAUCCUGGUGAGAACUGGUGUUGAAUAUUUCUUUACAGGCUUAUUGAAUAUUUUGAGAUCUUUUGUGAAAGUGCCAUUUAAUCUUUUUCCACUUUGUAAUUGGGUUGUUUGUCUUUUUUAUUGAUUUGUGGGGUUCUUGGUAUAUUUUAGAUGUGAAUCCUUUGUCAUAUGUAUGUAUUGUGACCAUCUUUUCCAAAUAUAUGGCAUAUAUUCACUUUCUUAAUGAUAUUUUCAUUGAAAAAAUUUUAAUAAAGCCAAAUUUAUCAAUUUUA